UAGCACUAGAUAUUAUAGAUAGAUGUCUAUAUAUAAGGGGGGCGGGGAUACAUCCACAGAGACUCAGGCAGCAGUGCUCUGCUUAUAUCGCUAGCUAGUCGUAGCAGUAUGGCAUUCACCGAUGAUGAGAAGCCUGCUUCUACUACCAAUACUGGAAGAACCAAGGGUCUGGUGACGAUCAAGCCGGUGAAAUACUUCAAGGAGGAUGCAGCGCUGACGGCGGACACGGUGACGGCGGAGGUGGAGAUCAACGCCACCUCCUCCACCGCCGUCAGGGAGGGGCUGGACCUAGUGGCCGUGCUCGACGUGGGCGGCGGCAUGGCUGGGGAGAGGAUUGACAGCAUGAAGAAGGCCAUGGCGUUCGUGAUCAUGAAGCUCACCCCCGUUGACCGCCUCUCCAUCGUCACCUUCUCCGACGGCGCCACCAGGCUCAGCCCGCUGCGCUCCAUGACACCAGCUGCCCAGAACGACCUCAAGGCUCUCAUCGAUGGCCUCCGGGCCAGCGGUGGAACCAACAUCAAUAUCCAGGCAGGCCUCGAUACCGGGCUGGAUGUGAUCGCUGGCCGCGUCAACACCACUGCCCGUACUGCCAGCAUCUUCCUCAUGUCCGAUGGGCAUCCGACCUCCGGCGAUGCCAGGCAGGUCGUCGUCCCGGCCCAGGUGGCCAUCUACACGUUCGGUUUCGGCAGUGGUACGGACCACCAGCUGAUGAGCGACAUCGCCAGGAAAUCACCGGGCGGGACCUUCAGCAACCUGCCCGAUGGGUCCAUGGUGAGCCUGGCCUUAUCCCAGCUGCUUGGUGGCCUCCUCACCGUGGUGGCGCAGGACGUGGCGCUCACAAUUACGCCCAAGACGGAGGAGGGCGACGUGGACACUGUACAGGUGUUCCCCGGCACCGACUACACUCAGGACACCGAUGCCGACACCGGUGUGAUCACCAUCAAGUUCGCCACCCUCUUCGCCGGAGAAGGGCGCAGGGUCGUCAUCACCCUCGCGCUCAAGGACGUGACCGCCACGUCCAGCGAGGAGUAUGACGCGCCCUUAGCUGAGGCCCAGCACAGCUUCACCGCCCAGGCGAGACCGCGAGACCCCCAGGCCCCGCAGGACAUCCAGAUCAAGCGCACCCCGUCCCCAUCUCAGGCGCCUGGUGCCAGCGUCAAGGCGCGGCAGGUGCAGGCCGAGAUCACCCGGCGGCAGCACGCCGACGCCAUACGGCAGGCGAGGUUGCUCGCGGACGCCGGCGGGCUCGACGAGGCGCGGUACAAGCUGGAGGACGCGCAUAACGCGCUGGAUGACAUCGUGCUGGACGACGGCGAGAAGCUGGCGGCCGCGCUCCGCACCGAGCUGCUGCGGCUCAUCGCGCUCCUGGACACGCCGGAGCUCUACAGGGCGCAGGGCCAGCCCUACGCCCUCGCCUCCGAGACAUCUCACGGCCGCCAGCGCUACGCCGCCAGGGACGGCGACGUCGACGGCGGCGUGCGCCUCUUCGCCACGCCGCGCAUGGACACCUACCUCGAGCACGCCAAGAAUUUUGAGAAGGACCCCAACGCGCCGGUGCCGUCCGCCGACGAGGAUGCGAAGAAAGAGAUAAUUGCCAACCCGCUUAGCGCCAUCUCCACCGAGCUCGCCUACUACCUCCGUAAAGCUAUCGAGGCGCUGCAGGCCAUUGAGACGAUCGUCGCGCCAAGCACCUAGCUACCUCUUCUUUUUUUUCCCCUCUUCAUUCAAUCACGCGUGCAUGCUGAGCUCGUUUCCUUUCAUCGUCGUCGCGUAAUUUGUUUGCCAAAUAUAAUGUUCGUUUCCAAGUCAGAGUGCGUAUUUGUUUCCAAGUGGGAAAUUAUAAUGGGAAAUCACCUAGCGAGGUUUUUUUUUUU
Molecule: messenger RNA, 1874 nt
Organism: Panicum virgatum (switchgrass)
Lineage: Eukaryota; Viridiplantae; Streptophyta; Magnoliopsida; Poales; Poaceae
Product: E3 ubiquitin-protein ligase WAV3-like
Exons: 2
Coding region: 109-1695 (528 amino acids)
Source: RefSeq, a predicted model, not a curated record